Saccoglossus kowalevskii is the source of this 8400-nucleotide messenger RNA. RefSeq lists its product as uncharacterized. The record is from RefSeq and is a predicted model, not a curated record. Lineage: Eukaryota; Metazoa; Hemichordata; Enteropneusta; Harrimaniidae.
AUGCACGUGACUUUGAUGCUGCUGGCUUCAAUACUGGGCUUAACAUCAGCUGAGGAUAGCCAAGGUCAAGAUCAUUCAUGUGGUAGAGUUCUAGAAACGUUUCCUGGUACAGUUUCAUUUUCUGCAGAACAGGUGUCAAUGCCACCUACAGAUGAAGAUUAUUCUUGCAAAUGGACUUUAUUAGCACCUUCUGGAAAGCAUGUUGCUUUGAACUUCGACUACAUUGACCUACGAACAAGUUUAGAUUAUGACGUAUCAAUGUCGCCAGGAUACACGUUUGCAAUAAUAAACACCACAGAAUAUGGUACAUUUCAUUGGUGUGAUCCAUUCCCUCCACCCCAGACUUUUCACUCAGUUGGUAACCAAAUGGAAAUACUUCUCGUGAUCUCCUCUGCACUGAUUGGUGGUUUCCAGUUCACCUAUUGUACCACAGAUAAAUUAAAUGCCUCUACGUUUGGCUAUCGUAUAGACAUCACUACAGACUCGUCUCAAGUGAACACUGUUGACACGCUUUACAUGGACACCAGUCUAAUAUUCCCAUACAAUGGUCACAUAGUGUCUUGGGCAUUCCGGACAGUCGAUGGUUUCACCGUGAUGACAAUACCAGCGUUCAGUCUUGGAGUCUUUCGGAGUUCUACACCCGGAGUGUACCAUCUUGUCGGAGAAACCAGAAUCACCACUUCGCAGCUUCUACAAAAUCAAGAGAACUACGUUGUUUUACACAAAAAUGAUUUUAUUGAUUUUGAAGAAGGUGACGUAUUAGGGUACUGGGUAUCCUCGUCACAGACUAUUGCAAGUAUUGACCUCUAUGGGGACUGUAAUUACAAGGGUUCAACCAUCACAGUCCAAGGGAUAUCUGCCGAUGGAUGGAUAGACGAAACACGCCUUAUUGAUACGCUCGGGGAUGACGUCACAGUAGUUUAUUCCAAACAAUUGUUUCUCGUACAUGGUGUUUUACAUGAUGAUUGUGACCAUGCUACGACAUCCGGAUGUGGGAGCUUGAAGUAUCUGGAUGGUAAACAGUGUGGUCAAAUGAUUGUCAGCCCGAACUAUUCAGAUUCACCCGGCGUUAUUAUUGAGUGCGUAUGGGAAAUAAAUACAACGCCGGGAACCUAUGUAUCGAUUGAAUUUGUUGAUUUCAACAUACAGGAUCCAUCAGGUGAUGGUUUAUGUACCGAGUACAUAUCUAUUAUGGAGAGCGGUGACAAUUCAGGUUCAAUGUCCCAAGCUGGAACUUACUGUGGAAACGAAAUGAAUAGUUCUGUGUAUAUUUCACAAAUGAAUCGAGUACAAAUUCAGUUCACGGCCGUCGCAAAAGAGCAUAUGUCCGGAUUUCGUGCAAAAGUUGCUGAAAUUGGCUGUGGCUCAACACUUGUAGCUGUUAGUGACGUCCGCACAUUACGAUCUGUUGGAGAAGCCUAUUUAUCAUCAGUAGAUACCUCUAAAUCUUUCGCGUGUAGCUGGUUGGUGACGUCACGUACUGUUCGAGUGUUUUUUAACGUCACUACCGCUCUACUUGACAACGAUCCUAACUGUGGGAUAAGUAUAAAGAUAUACGAUGUGUUUGGAGAAGGUCUUUUAAAAGAACUAACUACGAUUUGUAAUGAUACAGAUUUGGACAACUCUAUGCUCUCAUUCGUAUCAUCGGAACAUUCUCUUAGUAUUCAACUGCAUAUACAAGAGGGUUAUUUAUAUGAUGAUGUAUUUAAGUUCAAUUAUUUCGAAAUGGAUUUCAGGGAAGUCGAGAUUACCGACACCAGUGAAGAUUGUGGGGGUAGACAUGUGUUCCAGGACGAUGCACAGCACCACGCCUUCAUCUUAUCUUCGCCUAACUAUCCUUUAUCGUACCCGGAUGACGUAUUCUGCACUUGGAUUGUAGAAGCACCAAUGACGUCACAAUUAUCAGUGAUCGUGAAAGAUUUGCAAAUUGAAACAGGAUCGUGUAUGUUUGACUAUUUGAUGGUUGUCGAUGGUUUCAACGAGACGCUGGACACAAUUCUAGGACGUUCUUGUGAUGAUGGCGAUAAGCACACGAGUGUUAUUAAAACGGGGGACAUUGCUUUAUCGUCUAGUAAUAUAUUGACAGUGAUUUUUAAAACCGACCGUAAUUUCCACACAAAGGGGUUUCAACUUAAUAUCACAACUAAACAUGUUGAAGUUACAGCGGAAACGAGGACUUACAGAACUGACGUUGUGCGGAAUCCGUACUAUCCUCAGUUCAACGUGAAUUGGUAUACUCCUUUCAUACACCAAUGGCGCAUUAUAGUCCCCGAUGGAAACAAAAUUGUGAUGUCUAUGCUCAAUUUUAGUAUAUCGUGUAUGGGAGGGCACCAUUUUACUGUCCACGACGGAAAUUCAUAUGAUGCUCCAGUUUUAGCCAUGGCGUCCGAUUGUCAGUCAGCACCUUCUGAGAAUGUGCCAUACAUUCAGUACAACAGCAGUGGUAAUAGUAUGCUGGUGACAUUUCGUUGUAUAAGUAGGAAACCAUUCUCGACUGGUAGUGAUCCGGCUAACUACUUGUAUUUAUACAUGUUCACAUAUCAAACUGAACGAGAUUAUUUACAAUGUGGAUUAUAUUUUCUUCCAAACAAUGGAUAUUGUGUUGGACCACUCAUACCCCUAUUCCUAUGUGACGGGAAUGUCGAACACAUCGUUGGAGAACAUCUUUCACGUGACAGAAUGUCAAUAAAUGCAACGCAUGUUUUCGAUGUUUGUCCGAUGGUGUUCGGUGAUUCCUCAACUGCGCUCACUGUUGCUACCAACAACACACACUAUUUCAUCCGCCACAUGACACCUGUAUACCAAUCCGAUAUCGUGUUUUUAAUUGGAUUACAUUUAUCAUCGGAAUCUGAACCCAGAUUUACUUGGGCUGACAACACACCGUUUGUAUACAACAUCAGUAUCAUCGAUAUAACGAUAGAUGCAAACUCCGAGAUUUGUUUCGGCAUGGGACACAAUUUGCUGUGGCGAGAAACUGACUGCUAUCUCAGUGAUACUGAGAUCAAUAUGGAUAUAUGUGAUGGGCGAGCAUUUCUCUGUCAAACCGACUUGGACGAAUGUAUGUUUCACUACUGUUCUCACGCAUGCGUGAACACCCCAGGAAGUUUUUACUGUCGAUGUCCGAUUGGAUAUAUCAUUCAUCCAUUAAAUGCCACACAAUGCAUGGAUGUUUGUAACAAUGAAAUUAUUGGUCUUGUGUUUGGGAAUGUAUCUUCUGUGUCUAUACCAAGUGGGUGUGUAGUCGCUUCAUCAAAUUAUUUACCCUGGAACGAGGGUCACCAGCAAUGUGCAAGCUAUGGUGGGGCUUUGUUGGAUUAUAACACAGCGGAGUUGUACGCAUUGGAAUUGAUGUCAGAUAUUACACGUUACAACAAUUUCUGGAUUGAUCUUAAUGAUAAUACAACAACGGACACUCAAGAUAAGUGCGAUGCUUUUGGUAGCGGCGGAAGUUUGUUGCAAGUUGACUGUGAAGAAUAUCUACCGACAUUAUGUUAUAUGGAAAUAUCAAUUUCUGAAUGUAGUCAUGGUAUCCAGCAAAUAAACACCCGUGCCACAAUCGGUGUUUUGCAGUCACCGGCUUUUCCGUUACAUUACGGCAGUGAUUCAGUGUGUCGCUGGGAUAUUAGUGUAAUGAAGGGAAGCUUGAUAGGGCUUCAUUUUUGGAAUUUAAAUUUACGUGUGUCUAAAGAAGAAACCUCCUGUCUCGAUAAACUGAUAAUUUAUGGUGACGAAACAGAUCACAGCCAGCCGUUUGCGACCUAUUGUGGACGAAUCGACUGGCAGAUGGAUGUAAUCAUUCCUUCCAAUGUGAUAUCCGUAGAGUUUAUGUCGGGAAUACUAGAUGAGCAGUUAAUAUAUUCAGAAAAUACAUUCCGCGUCCUUUACUACAGAGCAGACAGUUCAUCGGUAUAUCGUAAUUCAGGGUGUGGUGGGAAUGGUAGACUCACCAACAAAGAAGGAACUGUCUCCGUGCAAGAUUAUGACGCGUAUACUCGAUGCAAGUGGUUGAUUGUCGGCGAAGAAAACAAAUACGUAUCUAUGGAGUUUUCGGAAUUAAAUAUCGCAACGGAAUUUGAUUGUACUCUUGAGAAGUUCACGAUCUACAACGGAGAUGAGUUGAAAGAUGACGCAUUGAUUGGUGUAUAUUGUAUCUGGCCUGUGCCAUUAAUCAUUUCUUCGACUCAGAGUGUUCUUAUAGAGUUCAUCAGUACACGCAUACCUGUUGAAUCUCUGAAUGGUCACUAUGGUUUCAGUUUCAAAUACAAAAUUGUUGACUGUGCAGGAUGUGCUGUUGGGAUGCAGAGCUCAGUUGAAAUGUAUACAGAGUAUGUGUGUACCUCUUCACGUCCUUCUUGUGGAGUGAUUACAUCGAUAAAUUAUCCCUCUAAUUACCCAUUGCUGUCUACGAUCAACUGGCGUUUAACAGGCCCACCUGGUACAUACGUUCAUUUCACAGUUCCGGAUGACCACUUUCGACUCAGAGAGGAAAGUUCAAUAAAUAAAAAGGAUUGCCUGGAGGCUCGUGACACUGUAACGGGCUCGGAAAUGGAGUUAUGUUCGAACAUUGUGUCUCAGGCGGAAUUCAAAUCAUCCCAAAAUACCAUGAUUAUAGAAUUUGUAUCACAUGGUAGUUAUGGUGCUGGGGGUACAGAUGGUGAAUUUAAUUUCUAUGUCACAUACGAAUUUAAGCAGUACAGUCCAUCUAUUGAGAUCAAACUUCCACUUGAUAAUGUCGGAGACUGCCCCCCAGGUUGGAUAUCACAGCAUGGGAACUGUUACCAGUUUGGUGAAUCGAGUAGUUCGUUGACAUGGCCACAAGCAGAAGACGAAUGUAUCAGUCGCGAUGCUCAUCUUGUCAGCAUCAAAUCCUACCGCGAAAUGGCAUUUAUCCAAACCAUGUUGACAAGCGAAUGGUUAACUCUAAACGAGCUUGUAUAUAUUGGACUAUCUGAUGCGGAAUCGACCGAAGGAUGGUUUGUCUGGACAGAUGGUAGUCCACUCAGUUAUACAGAUUGGCUUAAUGAUAAUUUAGAAGGCGGGUCAACUCGUGAGCCAUCUGGUGGGAAGUAUGAAGGAUGUGUAGUAAUCAAAUUAGAUGUCAUCCACUCUACCAAGAAUUGGAAAGACUAUGCGUGUGCUAGCAAUCUUGUACAUAAAUAUAUAUGUAAAAACAAAGCUAUUCCAGUGGAUAGUGAAUAUUCGUCUGUAACUAUUGGAGACAUGAUAACACAGGAGUGUGAAUAUGAAUGGUACAGGAACCAUAACACAUGUUACAGAAUUAUAACUGUUUUUGAACAUCAGCCACGUGACAACUCUACGGAGAUUAGUGUUGACGCCCUCAACAGACUAUGUGAACAAUACAACGCCGAGAUAGCAAGUAAUGUGUCACGUGAUGUUGUUAAUUUACUCAACCGUAACGCUGGCAUUCAGUGGAGACGUAAUGUAACUGUAUUAUGGAUUGGCAAACAGACAAAUAAUGUAGGAGAGUAUGGCUAUAACGACGACAUGAUAACGUUGAAUAAAAGAAAGAUUGAUAAUACGUUGUGUUUAUCGCUAAUAUAUGAGAAAGAAUGGAAGUGGCUGGAGUGCGAUUUCACAGCGAUUGAUGACGGAGUAGAUUUCAACGGAGGAGUUUUGUGUGCGAUGCCAACAAAAGAUGUCUCGAUUGUAUGUCCGGCAGAUUAUUUCCGCUGCAAUACUUCUGGGGAAUGUAUACUGAAGGAAUAUAUUUGCGAUGGAAUACCAGACUGCAAGGACACUUCUGAUGAAUUCCAGUGUGAUACCGUGUGCUCAGACGACAGUUUCACUUGUGACAGUGGACAGUGUAUAUCCCUAUCGUUCUACUGUGAUUUCACACCACAAUGUGAAGAUGGAUCCGACGAAUAUGAAUGUGUGCUCCGGGACUGCUUGUUGACGGAGUUUCAAUGUGACAAUGGCCAGUGUAUUGAUGGUUCAUUGAUAUGUAAUGUGAAGAUUAACUGUGCAGAUGGCUCCGAUGAAAACGUAGAAUCAUGCAGAAGUAUUUGCGAUGGUUUCCUGUGUUUUGAUAAUACUUGUUUCCCAUCAUUCGUCCAAUGUGAUGGUAUGGUAGACUGUGAAGGUAGCCACGAGGAGGAUGAAUACCUAUGUUCUCAAGUGUGCUCACCGAAUGAGAUUACGUGUGAAAACGGCGCAUGCGCAGAUAUAUCAACACUGUGCAUGUACGAUUACAUUGAACUAGAUAACAGAAAAUAUCACAUUGGUUGCCGCGACGUGACCCAUCUAAGGUUUUGUGAUGAUUACUCCUGUCCACCAUACACAUUCAAGUGCCCUAGUUCUUACUGUAUACCAUUAUACAGAAGGUGUGAUGGACAGAAUGAUUGUCCUGAUGGCGAGGAUGAAUAUGGAUGUAAUCAAUUUUCAUGUCCUGGCUCCUAUAAAUGCCAAUCCACACAUCAAUGUAUUGAACUGAAUAAACGAUGUGAUGGUAAACAUGAUUGCAUUAAAGGAGAUGAUGAACACUUUUGUGACAUCCAGUGUCUUGAAGGAUGUAAUUGUGCGAGUUAUCUCUUUGACUGUUCACAAUCAUCUUGGUUUGAACUUCCUGAUGAUUUGUCUUCUAAUAUCAGGGGAUUAAAAAUAAAUCGAGAUAGUGUGACACGUAACAGCCAGUUAUCCCAAUACGAGGAAAGUAAUGGUACUAUUAAAUGGAACACUCUGUUUUUUACAAAGAUUGGUAUGUUUGAAAGAUUUAGUUGGUUAGCAAAUCUGGAACUUUCUGGUAAUGGUAUUGAAUCUUUUUUACCAGGAACAUUUGGUGGAUUAUCUAACCUACUAGUCUUAAAUCUUAAAAACAACAGAUUAUUUGGUUUGCAACCUAGAUCGUUUGAUGGUUUGUCAAAACUUCGAAAAUUAUUGUUGACUGGAAACCCGAUAUUAUCCAUAGAAAAUAAUGCAUUUGUUGGGCUCUCAUCACUCACGUCUUUAUAUUCGGAUGAAUAUUUCUUCUGUUGCCUAGCAACUACGUAUACUCACGCUGCUGAUUCGCUAGAGUGCACCCCUGAGGCUGAUAUGUUUAGUUCCUGUGAGGAGCUGAUGGAAAGUGAGGUGUUGCGAAUCUGUGUGUGGAUUCUUGGAUUGAGUGCAUUUCUGGGUAACAUCUUCGUCAUAAUUUGGCGAAUGAGAGACACUAAGGAAAGGGAAAAGGGACACUCUAUUUUGAUUGUAAAUCUGGGUUGUGCUGAUUUUCUGAUGGGCAUUUAUAUGCUGAUAAUAGCGUCUGUUGAUAUGCUAUAUCGUGGCAAUUAUAGUGUAUAUGAUUAUGAUUGGCGACAUAGUUGGUUGUGUAAUCUGUGUGGCUUUCUAUCCACGGUAUCUAGUGAAGUGUCGGUCUUUACGUUGACUGUUAUUACGGCGGACCGUUUCAUUUGCAUAGUGUUUCCAUUCAGCACGAGGAAAAUGAACAAACAAUCAGCGUACAAAACAUGUCUUCUGGGUUGGAUUAUUGUUAUAAUGAUAGCAGCAAUACCCAUGCUUCCAAUAAAUUAUUUUGGGAAUGGAUUUUAUGCACGAACCGGUGUAUGUCUGCCGCUGCAGCUCACGAGUGCCACUCCUCCUGGCUGGGAAUAUUCUAUCGCAAUAUUCCUUGUUAUCAACCUGAUAUCGUUUUUUAUGAUAUUUAUUGCGUAUCUGGUCAUGUUUGUGGUAGUAAAGAAAUCUUCCAGUAGAGUUGCAUGUGGUAAUCGUAGAGGAGACGCCGCAAUUGCUCGGCGAAUGACAGCCAUCGUUAUGACUGACUUUUUCUGUUGGGUUCCAAUUAUUAUUAUGAGUAUAGUUGGAAUGUGUGGUGGAUACAUACCACGCGACCUGUACGCAGUCACUGCUGUGUUCAUAUUACCACUGAAUUCUUCUAUCAAUCCAAUACUCUACACUGUUUCCACAAUUAAAUUCAGGAAGAGAAAUGCAACGUCUGUUGACAGUACAGAGAGAAUGGCGUUGUCCCAGGCAAAGCGUAACGAGAAGUAUAACAGCAGACUAUCUGUUAUAAGAGCUCUUGGUAAUGGUCGUUUUCUACCUCUGAUACUUGAGGGACAUUCCACUGAAUUUCGACUUCGACCAUUGAAGCACUACCUAUUAUAUGGACAGACUCUCUCGACACGUGACGUAACAAACAUAUCACGCGAUAUUGCUGAAUCUAUUGAGAUGCUACAUAAAAUGAAAUUGGUUCACACACAGAUCAAUGAAGAUCAUGUAUUAAUUGAAGAAACGUACCAGGGAGCUCCUCUGCACGCACACCUAAUCGGAACUCCGUCAAUAUCUGAAACGGCCAAAAAUGGUUACUCGACAGACGUAUUUCAGUUCGGUAGACUGGUGGAAUCUCUUGUAAAGCAAAUUCAAAACAAAACUGUGCUUGAUGUGUAA